AUGGGCCAGUCUGCCUCUACUCCUUUGUCUCUGACCCUGGACCGCUGGUCAGAAGUCAAGGGACGAGCUCAAAACCUUUCUCUUAUCAUCAAAAAGGGUAAAUGGCAGACUUUUUGUUCAUCCGAGUGGCCCGCCUUUAAUGUCGGAUGGCCCCCGGAGGGGUCCUUCCAUCUGCCUCUCAUCAGGGAGGUAAGGAAACUGGUUUUUCAGCCUGGCCGACACGGACAUCCAGGCCAGGAGCCUUAUAUCCUGGUCUGGCAGGACUUAUGUGAGAACCCCCCGGCGUGGGUCAAGCCCUUCUUACCCCCUGGUUCUCUCCCUAGGUCCUCGGUCUCUGCUUCUGAGCCAGCAAUCCUCCCUGUGAAGCCGGCACCGCAGCGGCAUGACCAAGUGCCGUCUCCGGCACCCGGUCCAGCCCCCGGGCCAGCGUCCCCAACGGUGGCCUCCCCAGAUUCCACCCUCGAGGGUUCCCUGCUGCCACCGGGCGGCGGGCCAGCACAGCGGACUAGGAGCCGGUGCCAACCGGAUGAAGGACCUGUGGCCACUACUCUGCCGUUACGCCCUUACGGGCCUAUGGUGGAAAAUGGGAACGGGGGGGAGAUGCCGGCCCUCCAGUAUUGGCCAUUUUCCUCCUCUGAUUUAUAUAAUUGGAAAAAUAAUAACCCUCCUUUCUCUGAAGACCCCACUCGACUAACAGGUCUCGUGGAGUCCCUCAUGUUUUCCCACCAGCCCACCUGGGAUGAUUGCCAGCAGCUACUAGGGACCCUCUUCACCACAGAGGAAAGAGACCGGAUUCUGCUAGAAGCACGGAAGAACGUCCCGGGACGGGACGGGCGGCCGACACAGCUGCCGAACAUCAUUGACGACAUUUUCCCACUAGCGCGCCCCAACUGGGACCCUAAUACUCCGGAAGGUAGGGAGCAUCUGUCCUCCUAUCGCCAGGCUCUCGUGGCGGGUCUCCGGGCAGCUUCCAGGCGGCCCACCAAUUUGGCUAAGGUAAGGGAGGUCGUCCAGGGUUCUGAUGAAUCUCCUGCAGUCUUUUUAGAGAGGUUAAUGGAAGCCUAUCGGAGGUUUACCCCCUUCGAUCCGAAGUCGGAGGGCCAGAGGGCUUCAGUAGCCAUGGCUUUCAUUGGCCAAUCUGCUGCAGACAUAAGGCGGAAGCUGCAACGCCUUGAUGGGCUGCAGGACCUCACUCUUAGGGACUUAGUUAAAGAAGCGGAUAAAGUUUUUCAUAAAAGGGAGACGGAGGAGGAGAAAGAGGAACGUAAGGAAAAGGAGAGAGAAGAAAGAGAGGAUGCGAGGGAUAGAAAGAGAGAUAAAGCAUUAACUAAAAUCCUGGCCACGGCAGUCGGUAGCAGUAAAGAGAGAGACAGGAAGGGAGGCAGGGCUGGGCCACGGCCGCGACCAAACUUGGACCCGGAUCAAUGUGCAUACUGCAAGGAGUACGGGCACUGGAAGAAAGAUUGUCCUAAGCUCAAACAGGGCUUGCAGGCCAAGCAGUCUACCUUGUUGGCCCUGGAUGAGGACUAGGGGCGACGGGGCUCGGACCCCCUCCCCGAGCUCAGGGUAAAGUUUGAUGUGGAGGGGACCCCUAUUGACUUUGAGGUGGACACCGGAGCUGUUUACUCGGCAUUACAAGCACCAUUGGGGCCGCUGUCAACUAAGCGGUCCCUGGUGAGGGGUGCCAACGGCAGCCGAUACCGAGCCUGGACCACCAAAAGAACUUUAGACUUGGGAAGGGGAAAGGUCCAUCAUUCCUUCCUGGUGAUACCUGACUGCCCAGCUCCCCUUAUGGGGAGAGAUCUGCUUACCAAACUAAAAGCCCGCAUCACCUUCAACCCCGAAGGGCCCAGAGUAGAGUUCUUGAGCCCCCUAGUCCAGCAACCAGUAGUAACAGCUCUGACAAUGUCUAUGGAGGACGAAUACCGCCUGUAUGACUCCCCGGUAAAGGAACAGGAUGUAACAAGGUGGCUUAACGAGUAUCCGGAUGCCUGGGCGGAGAAGGCCAGAUUAGGGCUGGCGAGAAAUCAACCUCCGGUAGUGGUUGCCUUAAAAACCUCUGCAAUUCCAAUUCGGGUGAGGCAGUAUCCCAUGAGUAAGGAAGCUCGGGAAGGAAUCAGGCCACAUAUUCUAAAGCUACUGCAGGGAGGCGGCCAGUCAGCUUGGAACACACCACUCCUUCCCGUCAAGAAACCGGGGACCGGGGAUUACCGACCAGUGCAAGAUCUACGAGAGGUUAACAGCAGGGUACAGGACAUACACCCCACUGUCCCUAACCCUUACAAUCUUCUGAGUUCCCUUCCACCUGACAGGAGCUGGUACACUGUAUUGGAUUUAAAGGAUGCCUUUUUCUGCCUGCGGCUCUGCGAAAGCAGUCAACCACUAUUCGCCUUUGAAUGGGCCGACCCGGAGGCUGGUCUUGCAGGGCAACUGACUUGGACCAGGCUGCCCCAAGGAUUUAAAAACUCCCCCACGAUCUUCGACGAGGCCCUCCAUCAGGACCUGGGCGCCUUCAGAACCCAGCACCCGGAGGUAACCCUGCUCCAGUAUGUGGAUGACCUGCUGCUGGCCGCGUCGUCUCGGGAAGAAUGUGAGUACGAGACCCGCUCCUUACUGCAGGAGCUCGCUCGGCUUGGGUAUAGGGCAUCAGCUAAGAAGGCCCAACUGUGCAGACAGGAAGUUACUUUCCUGGGGUAUACUCUCCGGGGAGGAAAACGCUGGUUAACUGAGGCGCGGAAAAAGACUGUUGUGCAGAUCCCCACACCAACUUCCAGGAAACAACUCCGAGAGUUCUUGGGGACAGCUGGGUUCUGUAGACUGUGGAUUCCGGGAUUUGCCUCGCUAGCCGCCCCGCUGUACCCGCUCCUGAAGGGGGACACAGAAUUCUCUUGGGGGUCAGAACAACAGCGAGCCUUUGAUGAUAUAAAAAAAGCCCUGCUAUCAGCCCCAGCAUUGGCGCUUCCUGAUGUCGAAAAGCCCUUCACCCUUUACAUAGAGGAGCGAGGGGGAGUGGCGCGAGGGGUCUUGACCCAGACUUUGGGACCCUGGAAAAGACCUGUAGCCUACCUGUCCAAACGCUUGGAUUCAGUAGCUGGGGGCUGGCCCCGCUGUCUAAAAGCUAUAGCUGCCGCUGCCUUACUAGCCAAAGAUGCGGACAAACUGACUCUGGGACAGAAACUAACUAUUGUGGCCCCUCAUAUGCUGGAAAGUAUCAUCAGGCAGCCCCCAGACCGGUGGCUCUCGAAUGCUCGCAUCACGCACUAUCAGAGCAUUCUGUUAGACAAGGACCGAGUGACCUUCGGACCUCCAGUUGCUUUAAACCCUGCCACUCUACUCCCGGAUGAGGCUGCAGACCCGGUCCUACACUCCUGCCAGGAUAUCCUGGCAGAGGAAGCAGGAAUCCGUCGUGACCUAAAGGACUUUCCACUGCCAGACUCAGAGGUGACCUGAUUCACGAACGGCAGCAGCUUCCUGCAGGAUGGUAAGAGAUGCGCAGGGGCGGCGGUAGUUAGCAAAGACAAGGUUGUAUGGUCUGCAGGGCUACCAGAAGGGACCUCCGCCCAGAAAGCGGAAAUAAUCGCUCUCACAAAAGCCUUAGAACUGGCUGAGGGGAAGAAGGCUACCAUUUAUACGGAUAGCCGUUAUGCCUUCGCCACGGCUCAUGUACAUGGGGCCAUAUACCAGCAAAGGGGACUAUUAACCUCAGCUGGAAAGGACAUCAAAAACAAGGCCGAAAUCCUUAGACUACUAGCAGCUGUCCUACUGCCUACCAAGUUAGCUAUUGUUCAUUGCCCCGGCCAUCAAAAGGGGUCGGACCCUGUAGCCACAGGAAAUCGGCGGGCAGACGAAGAAGCAAAGGCGGCAGCUCUUAAAGGGGCAGGGGUUCUAGCACUAGUGAACAAAACUCCUGAGGAGGACACGACGCCCGUAACCACAGGGAGUAAGGAACAACAAGCGACCUCCUACUUACAGCAUGUACAUCAGCUCACUCAUUUAGGGGCCAGGAAGAUGCAAGAGCUAUUAAAAGAGCAGCCCUUCACUCUAGCAGCUGCGGAAAACAGAAAACUAGCUGAACAGGUGGCAAGAGACUGCCGAGCCUAUCAGGCUGUAAAUGCACACCCGUCGCAAAUAUCAAAGGGAAAGAGGCUCAGAGGAAAUAGACCUGGCCAGUUUUGGGAGGUGGACUUUACUGAAAUCAAACCAGCCAAGUGUGGGUUAAAAUUUCUCUUAGUUUUUGUAGAUACUUUCUCAGGAUGGGUAGAGGCCUACCCCACCCGAAGGGAAACAGCGCAAGUGGUGGUUAAAAAGAUUAUGGAAGAACUUUUUCCUCGAUUCGGACUGCCCCAGGUAAUUGGGUCAGAUAACGAACCUGCUUUCGUGGCCCAGAUAAGUCAGGAAAUGGCCAAGGUAUUGGAGAUUAAUUGAAAAUUACAUUGUGCUUAUCGUCCCCAAAGUUCAAGGCAAGUAGAAAGAAUGAAUAGAACCAUUAAGGAGACCUUAACUAAAUUGACCUUAGAGACUGGCGUUCAGGAUUGGACCUUGCUCCUACCUUAUGCCCUGUUCCGUGCUCGGAACACGCCCUCACCCUCUAUGUAUAAUCUCACCCCUUUUGAAAUUCUGUACGGAACCCCACCUCCGGUCUCAAAAAUGUCACCCACCAUAGACAAAGACUCAUUACCCCAUACUCCUUUACUUGCCAGGUUAAAGGCUUUAGAGGGAAUCCAGCAAUUUGUCUGGAAGCCCUUGGCCUCUGCUUAUCAGCCAGGAGACCUCAAAGUGCCCCACUCCUUCCACGUUGGAGACUCGGUGUUCAUGAAAAGGCACCAGACCCACAGCUUGGAGCCCCGAUGGAAAGGACCUUACGUGGUGCUGCUGACCACUCCGACUGCGGUUAAAGUAGAUGGCAUCACUCCUUGGAUCCAUGCCUCUCAUCUCAAGCCUGCACCGCCACCGGGACCUGAAUGGACAAUGGAAAGGACUGAUAACCCUCUUAAGCUUCGCUUUUGUCGUAAGCCCCUGCCUGGCCAAACCGAUGGCAAGUAACCCCCAUGCCCCUGUAACCUUAACCUGGGAAGUCAUCAACCCAACAGGGCAAGUAGUCUGGUCAACCAGAGGUGUCCAUACUCCGGGUAGCUGGUGGCCUACCUUAUCUCCAGACGUAUGCCAGCUAGCUGUCGGCCUAGACACAUGGGACAUACCAGAGGUAGAGGACCCCAACAACAUCCCGGUGGUAUCUAGAGGACCCGCUGGUCUCGUUUUCUGGGAAUACCCCAGUGGCGAAGUCAAUGCGGGGUGCCAGCAUUAUGGUAAACGCACCCUCCUAGGCUACCUCCCCUUUUAUGUUUGCCCAAAAGAUGAUCGUAGUCGGACUAAGAUACGGAGCUGUGGUGGGCCUGAAUCCCUUUAUUGCGCAGCAUGGGGGUGUGAAACCACGGGGUCAGCUUAUUGGACCACCCGAUCCAGUUCAGACUGGAUAACUGUCCACUGGAGCAACAAAAGGGGGGAAUGUAAAACAGAAGCUUUGUGUAAUGGAUUAAAUAUCUCCUUAACAGAACGAGGCAGAGGGGCGGACAAGCUUUCCCACUGGUAUAAGGGAAGAACAUGGGGGCUUAGGUUUUAUGUCACCGAAUAUGACUUUGGUCUCUGGUUUACUAUCAAACUACAACAAGAGACCACACCAGUCCCAGUGGGGCCCAAUCCAGCUGUCCGUCCGGUCUCCCCACUCCGGCCCCACUACUUGGCGGGGCCAGUAACAGAAUCUCCCCAAGUUGCCGACCCUGUUCAGACUCCGAGUAGUGGGGCUCCUACCCUGAGAAGCCCAAGUGGUAGGCUCCCCCUGUUUAACCUCGUAAGUGGGGCCUACACUGCUCUUAAUGCAACCCAAAGUAAUUUGACUCGAUCUUGCUGGCUCUGCCUCUCGGCAACACCUCCUUAUUACGAGGGGACUGCAGUAAACGGAACUUAUACCCUGACCACAAGCUCUGCCUGCAAUUGGGGAGGAGAUCACAAGCUAACCCUCCCUGAGGUUUCUGGCAGAGGACUCUGCAUAGGUACCCCCCCACUGAGCCACCAGCAACUCUGUGCCAGAACUGUCUUUAUAAACUCCAC
Molecule: messenger RNA, 6108 nt
Organism: Myotis lucifugus (little brown bat)
Lineage: Eukaryota; Metazoa; Chordata; Mammalia; Chiroptera; Vespertilionidae
Exons: 2
Biological process (GO): DNA integration; virion assembly; proteolysis
Molecular function (GO): zinc ion binding; aspartic-type endopeptidase activity; RNA-DNA hybrid ribonuclease activity
Source: RefSeq, a predicted model, not a curated record